Messenger RNA from Trichomycterus rosablanca, 7357 nucleotides. It is a transcript of the gene itgb4, whose product is annotated as integrin, beta 4. The transcript is spliced from 41 exons. The record is from RefSeq and is a predicted model, not a curated record. Gene Ontology annotation, molecular function: integrin binding. Gene Ontology annotation, biological process: cell migration; integrin-mediated signaling pathway; cell communication. The coding region runs from base 140 to 5617 and encodes 1825 amino acids. Gene Ontology annotation, cellular component: focal adhesion; cell surface; integrin complex. Lineage: Eukaryota; Metazoa; Chordata; Actinopteri; Siluriformes; Trichomycteridae.
GUUUUGAUUCGUGUUCUCCUGUGGACGUGAGCAGGACCUGAAGGAAAGCAUUUUACUGCACCGUGUGUGUGUGUGUGUGUGUGUGUGUGUGUGUGUGUGUGAGAAGAUUUGGACUUUGAGAUCUGGACUGAGACCCAACAUGAGGUUGGCGAUGGGAGGAUGGGCGUGGCUUCUUCUUUUUACGUGUUUAGCCUGUUCUCUGAUUGGCUGCAGUGCAGAAGUGAAUCACUGCGUGGCGAGUAAAUCGAAGACAUGUUCAGCAUGUCUACAGUCCGGGGUCGGCUGUGCUUACUGCCCUGAUGAGGAGUUUGCGUUCGACCGCUGUGACCUGCUGGACAACCUGAGAUCUCACGGCUGCGCUCAGAUCGUAUCGGUGAAGAGCUCCAUGUCUGUAGAGGAGAACGUCCAGAUAAACAAGAACCUGAAGCACUCUCAGGUGGCUGCUCAGAUGAUCAAGAUGACGCUGGUUCCCGGUGAGGAGCGCGAGAUCGAGAUGGAGGUGUUCGAACCGGCGCGCGGCCCCCUCGACCUCUACAUCCUCAUGGACUUCUCCAACUCCAUGUCCGACGAUCUGGACAACCUGAAGAGGAUGGGCGACGAGCUGGCUCAGCUGGUCGGUACUCUCUCUGACGACUACACCAUCGGAUUCGGAAAGUUUGUGGACAAGGUCACGGAUCCUCAGACCGACAUGAGACCUUCAAAGUUAAAGGAACCGUGGCCGAACAGCGACCCUCCAUUUUCCUUUCAGCACGUGAUCCCUCUCACCAACAACAUCAACACCUUCAGAGAGAUCCUGCAGAAAGAGAGAAUAUCUGGCAACCUGGAUGCUCCGGAGGGGGGGUUUGAUGCCAUCUUACAGGCUGCAGUGUGCCAGAAUCAGAUCGGCUGGAGGAAACACGCCACUCACCUGCUGGUCUUCUCCACCGAGUCAGCCUUCCAUUACGAGGCGGACGGCAUGAACGUUCUGGCGGGAAUUUUGCCGCGCAAUGACGAGGCGUGUCACCUGAACCCUCAGGGCAAGUACACGCACUACAACCUGCAGGAUUACCCAUCAGUCCCCACGCUGGUCAGGGUCCUGGUGGACAACAACAUCAUCCCCAUCUUCGCCAUCACCAACCACUCGCUGUCCUACUACGAGAAACUGGUGACGUACUUCCCCAUCGCUGAGCUCGGGGUGUUACAGAUGGAUUCAUCCAACAUCCUGAACAUCAUCAAGAGUGCGUUCGAGAGCAUCAGAUCGAAGAUCAGCAUCCAGGCGGAGAACAAACCCAAAGCCAUCGGUGCUCAGGUCCUCUCGUCCUCCGGCGCCGCCUCCACCUACGGAAACUUCCAGAUUCAACCUGGAGAGAUCGGUAAAUUUAAGGUGCGCCUGAAUGCGACGACGCGUCUGAGUGACACGCCCGUGUGCAGCCUGAAGCCAAACGAGCGCGAGGGGACAAUUCGGGUAAAACCCACCACGUUUAGCUCCGCCCUCCAGAUUCAAACCGCCGUCCUCUGUCAAACCUGCGACUGUGAGAAGACCCCGACUAUGAAGGCUCCUCGAUGCCACGGCAACGGAGACCUGGUGUGUGGAACCUGCCGCUGUUAUGAUAAAUGGCUGGGUCCGUUCUGUAACUGCUCGUCUCAGGCCUCCUCUGAUCAGGGUUGCAUCGGGCCGGGUACGACGGGGCCCUGUAACGGGCGAGGGGACUGUCUGUGUGGAACCUGUCUGUGUUACAAUCCACACCAGUACGAGGGCCAGUACUGCCAGUACGACCGGUCACAGUGCCUCCGAUACGGGGGGUUCCUCUGCAACGACCGAGGAUCAUGCUACAUGGGAAGGUGUGUGUGUGAAAAUGGAUGGACAGGAGAUGCAUGUGAAUGCCCAGUGAGCAACGUGACCUGCCUGGAUAACAAUGGGGGACUGUGUAAUGGACACGGUGUGUGUAAGUGUGGUCGCUGUGAGUGUGAAUAUUCGGGACUCGAGCUCGGUGCAACAUGUGAAGCAAACUUCCAGGCUCGGUUGGGGCUGUGUGAGAGCAUGAGGAGCUGUGUACAGUGUCAGGCCUGGAAAACUGGAGACAUGAAAGGAGAGAAGUGUAACGAGUGCCCGUUCAAAAUCACCAUGGUGGAUGAACUGAAGGAAAAAGAGGAGGUGAUAGAGGCGUGUGAGUACCGUGAUGAGGAGGACGACUGCACUUAUUACUACACAGUCAAUUAUCCUCCUGAUCUCACUGAUAAAGUCCACGAGGUUCAAGUGAGGAAGAAAAAAGAUUGUCCUCCUGGAGGAUUCCUCUGGUUGAUUCCUCUCAUCAUGUUCCUGAUGCUGCUGCUGGGUUUGUUGCUGCUCUGCUGCUGGAAGUACUGCGCCUGCUGCAAGGCGUGUCUGGGUCGGCUGGCCUGCUGUCCGUGCUGUGCGAUGGGUCGUAUGGUGGGAUUUAAGGAGGACCACUACAUGCUGCGUCAGUCCCUGCUGAGUUCGGAUCACGUGGACACUCCGCUCGUCCGGACCGGGCCGCUAAAAGGCACCGACGUGGUGCGCUGGAAAGUGAAGGACAACGUCCACCGCCCACCGAGCCACCCUCAGAACCAGAUCCAGCCCAACCCCAAAGAAAUGAUCGACUUUCCCGUCUCGCUGCGGCUCCAGAGACAGUUCUCAGACGAUCUCUCACGCCCGGACGCUCGCGACACUGAGAUGCUGAAGCAGGAAGUGGAGGACAACCUGAACGAAGUGUUCCGGAGGAUUCCCGGGGCGUAUCGAGUACAGAAAACCAGAUUCAGGACACAGAGAAAUGCAGGAAAGAGACAGAACAACACGAUCGUGGACUCGGUUCUCUCGGCUCCUCGCUCCAGUUACCCCGACAUCGUUAAUCUCACCGAUAAACAGGUGCAGGCUGGGAACUUCAGUAGCCUGAGAGUCGUACCGGGGUAUUACACCGUGGCUACUGACAGGGAGGCGACGGGGGCGGUGGAGAUGCAGGAGGGCGUGGAGUCCGUGGAUGUUCGGGUUCCACUCUUCAUCAAAGACGAGGACGACGACAAGAAGCAGCUGCUGGUGGAGGCCAUCGACGUUCCCGUGGGCAUCGCCAAGAUCGGAAAACGCAACGUCAACAUCACGGUCAUCAAAGAGCACGCAAAGUCCGUCCUGAGCUUCCUGCAGCCCUCGUACACGUACUCUCGCCAGGACGGGGUCGCUAACAUCCCCAUUAGCCGCGAGAUUAUCGAGGACGGUCGCACUCAGGUCAGCUACUGCACCCGCGACCUCACCGCCAAGGACAAGAAGGACUACGUCUCGGUGGAUGGAGAUCUGACGUACCAGCCUGGAGAAACUCAGAAGAACGUUCCGGUGAAGCUGCUGGAGCUCCGUGAGGGAGACCCACUGAUGGAUAAACUACCCAAACAGUUCGUGAUGGACCUGAGUAACCCACGCCAGGGGGCCAAGCUCGGCAGGUACCCACGGACGACCAUCAACAUCACUGACAGGCCAGGUGAUUUACAGACCAGCAUCAGCCCCCUCAGCAGACCCAUUUCUCCCACCGGGCGCCUCCAGCACCCCACCAACAUCAACGCCGUGGCAACGGGGCCCAAAAAAAUACGCCUCAACUGGAACCCUCAGCCUGGAGCCAAGGGCUAUAAGGUGAAGCACUGGAUCUAUGGAGACCCUGAAGCUAAUGCGCAGGUGCUGGAUGUGAAGAGCCCUCAGGCUGAGCUGGUGAACCUGUACCCGUACUGUGAUUAUGAGAUGAGGGUGUGUUCCUACAACGCUCAGGGAGACGGGGACUACAGCGACAUCGUACAGUGUCAGACUCUGGAGGACGUACCGAGUGAACCCGGACGUUUGGCCUUUAACGUCAUCGGCCCGACCGUCACUCAGCUGAGCUGGGCGGAGCCGGCCGAGCCCAACGGUGUGAUCACCCAGUACGAGGUCGUCUACACGCCCAUCAACGAGGACAGCAAACCCAUCGGACCUGAUAAGAAGGUGAAGAUCGAUAACCCGAAGAAGCGCAUGCUGCUGAUCGAGAACCUGCAGCCCUCCCAGACCUACCAGUAUAAAGUACGCGCUAGCAACAAGGUGGGCUGGGGACCGCACCGAGACGCCACCAUCAAUCUGGCAACCCAACCUCACAGACCCAUGUCCAUUCCGAUUAUUCCCGAUAUUCCCAUCGUGGACGCGGAGGCGGGAGAGGAGUACGACAGCUACCUGAUGUACAGUAACGAGGUUCUGCGCUCCCCCACCUCCAGCACCAGACCCAGCAUGUCCGAGUUCUCUGAAGACCAGGUCGUGAACGGGAAGUGGGAUCAGAGCUUCCUGUUCCCGGGUGGAGGAAGCUCCCUGACGCGGAACAUCAGCACGUCCUCCACCAGCUACAGCCUCUCACCCCGACCCGGAACCGCCAACCAGACCACCGAGUCCACAACCACUUACAUAACCAACAAAGGAGGAUCACGUCAGAUCGGUGGUGGACUCCUCACAGAAGACGUGAUCAUGAGGAAACGCUCUGAUAACAGGAACUACUAUGAAACCGAUAACGUGCGAGACUCCAUCGUGAUGGGUGAAGUGACCGACGGCUUCUCCAGCGUCCUCACCGGUGGCGGCAUUCUUUCAGGCGGCUCUAGCUUCAGCCAGACCACAGCUACCGGUUACAGCCUGAGCUCCAGGGUCCGCGAUCAGUCCGAGGACAUCAGUGAGGCUCUGCAGAACCUGGACAGGGUUCUUCAGGAUUCUCGGGUGCCACGGGGGGUCCCUGAAACCCCGAGCAGGCUGGUGUUUUCUGCUCUGGGCCCCACAGCUCUGAAGGUCAGCUGGCAGGAACCCCACUGUGAGAAGCCGAUAAUGGGAUACUGCGUCCUCUACCAGCUUCUCAACGGAGGUGAGACGAAGCGGAUGGACAUCGCCAACCCCGCCCAGAACUCAGUGGUGGUGCAGGAUCUGCUGCCCAACCAGUCGUACCUGUUCAAGGUGAAAGCUCAGAGUAAGGAGGGCUGGGGCCCCGAGAGAGAGGGCGUCAUCACCAUCGAGUCUACAGUCGACCCCAAGAGUCCCCUCAGCCCCGUUCCAGGUUCCUCGUUCACUCUGAGCACGCCGAGUGCACCGGGGCCGCUGGUCUUCACCGCAUUAAGUCCGGAGACUCUGCAGCUCAGCUGGGAUAAACCACGCAAACCCAACGGCGAGAUCCUCGGCUACGUCGUCACCUGUGAGCAGCUGCACGGUGGAGGAGAUCAGCGCUCCUUCCAGCUCAGUGGGAGUUCUGCUACCUCCCUGACCGUCUCUGACCUGAGUGAGAACGUACCCUACAAGUUCAAGGUCCAGGCUCAGACCACACAGGGCUUCGGGCCGGAGAGAGAGGGGAUCAUCACCAUCGAGUCUCAGGACGGAGGGACGAUGGGUCAGUUCGGCGGAACGUCUUUCACGAGGAGAGAAGUGUUCAACCUGCCGACGCAGGGCACCACCCACACAACCCACACCAUGUUUACUGAACCCUUCAUCACCCCAGAGGGUAUGAUGAUGUCCAGCAGACAGAUCACUCAGCAGAUGGAGCUCAGCGGCGGCAGCAUCACCCGUCAGGUGGAGAUGGUUCAGAGAGGAGUAACGUCCAGCGUCACCAAGAAAGUGGAGAAACAGUUUUAUCAGGCAUAAAGACGUCGUUACCGUCUACUGACCAUUACUGACUUUACUUACCAACAUCUCAGACCCUAACCCAACAUCUCAGACCCUAACCCAACAUCUCAGACCCUAACCCAACAUCUCAGACCCUAACCCAACAUCUCAGAUCUGCUCUUUACAUUUCAUAUCAAUAACACAGUAACACAAUAACACAGUAACACAGUAACGUUGUGACAUCACAACUUCAGCUUCUCUACAGAUUACUGAAGAGCACGAGAUGAAACACGUUGAUGCCCCAAGGAUCUUUGUGUAGAUCAGAUUUAUAGCUCCACUCCCUAAUGUAUUUACUCCAAAAUAACCUGGACGAUUCAUGUACUAAGUGCCUAAAGACUCCAUGUGAAUAAUGAAAGUGGUGUUUCAGAUUCAGUAUUGAACUGUAGUGUUUGUUUCUGUUCAAAUCAAGAGUUACUUUGGGCUUUAGACAGUAAUAAUAAUAAUAAUAAUAAUAAUAAUAAUAAGUUUUUUACUCUCUAAACCUUUUUCUUAUUGAAUGUAAACCAAAAGUAUUUGAAUGUGUUUCUGUGUUCCUGAUGUUUAUGCCGAACUCUUUGCACAAGCGUGUAAUCCUGUCUCGUUUAUUUACUCAGACUUUCAUUAUUAAGGGAUUUUUUAAUGUAUUUCUGUAUUUUCUAACAAUGUUGAAUAUUAUAAAUAUUUUGUACAUCGUACGAUGCUAACUUUGUAAACUAACAUUACCAGUUUAUUUUUACAAUUGAGACGAGCAGUGCUGACCAGUGAAAUGAACUAAACUCAUGGAUGCUGAGAUGAGCUACAGUAACUAUGGAAAUGUUAGAUUAAAAGUUAGCAUCAUGUUUUGGAGCAGAAUAAGGAUUUUACACUCCACAUUUCAAAACUAAAUAUGAUUUCAUUUUGUUUGUAUUUUAUUACACACUACAUGAGUCUCACAGCUUCUGUUAUAAUCAUUAAUGAUGCAGAAUUUACUGUACACAAAAGCAUGUGGAAUUUUUAUCUUUUUUUAAAUCCUGAACUUCUAGUAUCAACCUCAGUUCUGUUCAUAAUAACACAAAAGCACUUACAUUUAAGACUUACAUGCAACACUGCCACCUAUAAACAUCAUUCACUAAUUUAACUUCAUUCUGGCUUCCAGGGCAGUGGCUAGCUCAGCCAUUAAGCUACUGGAAAAUGAUCGUAAAGUCACUGUUGGACCCCUGAGCAAGGCCCUUAACUCUCAGUUACUCAGAUUGUGUUCAGUCAGAACUGUAAGUCUAUUUAGAUAAAAUCGUCUGAUUAAUGUAAAUAAUUAAUACUAAUAACAGUGUGACCAAACAUUGCCUAAUUUAUAAUCUGUUCCUGUUCAGCAUCUAGGAGGAAGUAUUAGGUAAAACUAAAUAAAUAAAUAAAUAAAAUACACAAUUAUUUUAUACUGUUAUCGAUAAAAUUAUGAUUUUAUCUUGCUUGCUAGAAUUUAAGAGGAACAGCGGCAGUAUUUACUUUACUGCAAUGUAAAUGUUUGGUGCUGUUUAAAUGAGGAACUGCAUGUCUGGGACUGAUGUGUUUGCUCUGCCUUUUUGGAUAAUGCUUUUUUCUGGCUUUUAUUUUUUAUAUAUUUUAAGUACAGUGUUUUUAUUUGUUAUAAUUUUACAUGUAUUCCAAUAUGAGGAUGAAAACCUGCUUAUUUCAUCAAUCUCUGAUAUUUCACUGUCAACACUGUUUCAUUAAACAUGUCAACUCUACAUUUAAUAAACAAUAAAG